ACACCGGCACACUUCACACAACAGCUCCGGACCUUGUUUGACCAAGACGCUGGAAGUAAGGAGCGUUUGGACUGAUUUGAGAUAUGAGACUAGGCAUGGCAGUGCUGGCCAAGCUGUGGGUGUAGCCACAUCUGGCAGAGAGCGCUGAAGUAAGAAGGAGCCUCAGCACAACAAAACCAUCCCCAUUGUAGUGGGGGAAGAUGGGAGAGACCGAGGAGGAAAGGGAUAAUGUGGGGAAGCUCUUUGAGAACUUUGUCCAGGCCUCGACCUGUAAGGAAACCCUUCAGGCCUUCAGCAUGCUCUGCACAAACCUGGACCUCGACCCUGCGGAUAACAGCACCUUCUACAGCAGUCUGAAGGCAAAGGUCACCUCCUGGAAGGCCAAAGCAUUAUGGACUAAGUUGGACAAGAGGAUGUCCCAUAAGGAAUACAAAAAAGGCCAGACCUGUGUGGGCACCAAGUGCCUCAUCAUCGGAGGAGGUCCCUGUGGUCUGCGGACAGCUAUUGAACUUGCUUUGAUGGGUGCCAAAGUGGUGGUGAUUGAGAAGAGAGACUCCUUCUCCAGGAACAACGUGCUGCACCUUUGGCCCUAUACCAUCCAUGACCUGCGGGGUCUUGGGGCCAAAAAGUUCUGUGGCAAAUUCUGUGUUGGGGCCAUAGACCACAUCAGCAUUCAGCAGCUGCAGCUGAUCCUCCUGAAGGUCGCCCUCAUUGUUGCGGUGGAGUUUCACAUCAAUGUGGAGUUUGUUGAUUUGCUGGAACCUUCAGAGGAUCAGAAAAAUGAGGGACUUGGGUGGAGGGCUGCGAUCCGACCUGCUGAUCACCCUGUGGCUAACUUUGAGUUUGAUGUUGUGGUGGGGGCUGACGGACGCAGAAACACUCUGGAAGGUUUCAAAAGGAAGGAGUUCAGGGGUAAACUGGCCAUUGCCAUCACAGCCAACUUCAUCAACAGGAACACCACCGCAGAGGCCAAAGUAGAAGAGAUCAGCGGAGUAGCCUUCAUCUUCAACCAGAAGUUCUUUCUUGACCUCAAAGAGGAGACAGGUAUUGAUCUGGAAAACAUUGUGUACUACAAGGACAACACACAUUACUUUGUCAUGACUGCCAAGAAACAGAGCCUGCUGGACAAGGGAGUUGUCAUUAAUGAUUACAUAGACACCGAGAUGCUGCUGAGCAGUGAAAAUGUCAACCAGGAAGCUCUUCAGUGCUACGCCCGAGAGGCUGCUGACUUUAGCACCAACUACCAACUUCCCACACUGGAUUUUGCCGUGAACCACUGCAGCCAGCCAGAUGUCGCGAUGUUCGACUUCACAAACAUGUAUGCCUCUGAGAACGCUGCCCUGGUCAGGGAGAGGUUUGGACAUCAGCUGUUGGUAGCCCUGGUUGGCGACAGUUUGUUAGAGCCCUUCUGGCCAAUGGGGACAGGUUGCGCCAGAGGAUUCCUGGCAGCCUUUGACACAGCCUGGAUGGUAAAGAGCUGGGCUCAGGGUCGGACAGUCCUGGAGGUGCUAGCAGAGAGGGAGAGUAUUUAUAGGCUGCUUCCUCAGACAACACCAGAAAACAUUGCCAAAAACUUUGAACAAUACACCAUAGACCCCGGGACUCGAUACCCCAACUUAAACUCCUCCUGUGUCAGGCCGCACCAGGUGCGUCACUUGUACAUCAGUGCAGAGCUGAAUUCUUCUUCUCUGGAGCGUGCUGCUACCAUCCGUCGGCCUGUCAAUCUCUACAGACGAGAGUCAGAGAUCAGACCAGCAAGGCUUCUUACCUGGUGCCAAAAACAGACAGAGGGCUACAGGAAUGUGAUGAUUACAGACCUGACGUCUUCUUGGAAAAGUGGUAUUGCCCUCUGUGCCCUCAUCCACAGGUUCAAACCCCAGCUGAUAGAUUUCAACUCGUUAAAUGAAGAAGACCAUACUGCAAACCUGCAGUUGGCCUUUGACAUCAGUGAGCGGGAAAUUGGGAUCCGAGCGUUCACGUCUGUGAAGGAGCUGAGUGCCGGCGAGGAGUUGGAUAAGACUAAGAUGAUCACCUAUCUGUCCAAGUUCUAUGAGCUCUUCCGUGGAACACCUCUACCUGCAUCAGGUUCCAGAGGAGUGGAUGAAAACAAUGAAGAUUAUCCAUCUAAGGAAGUCAGAAGUAAUAAUAAUGUGCCCAGGAAACGGGUACCCAAGGAUGAAAAGAGGUCGGACGGUACAGACCCCAUUCACAAAAGGAGGCGAAAGUUCUGUUGUUUAGAGGAGGCCACCAAUCUGUCCAGUAAUGGUUCCUCAGUCCGAGAUGGACGGGAGCCCACAGAAAAUAAAGUGCGUUCAAUGGCUAGUCAGUUACGGGCCAAAUUUGAAGGCACACCCAGCUACACUGUGCGCAAAACACAGUCAGAUUGUGAGAAGUCCUCCCUGCGAACUCGUGACCUGACUGAGAGUCUGCACGUUAAACUCAGGCCUCCGGUCCCACCUAAACCUCCUCCUGAGAGACAGUUUGAACUCAGUAUCAGAAAAGCAGCUGAACAGUUAGUUCGUCAGCCACCAAAGACACUGCCCAAACCGCAGCUUCGGCCUCUAUUCCCUGUAGUGAAGCUCAGACAUGUUGAUCAAACGCAUGCUGAGUCGAAGCCCCAGCCUGAGCCUGACAGUGCAGACCCUUCCGCUUCUUCUCUCUCCUGCCAUUCAGCAAUCAAUUUCAUGUCAAGAAUCCUCCAACGCCUCAGGGAGGUGGACGAAUACGUCUCUGAGAAAAAAGCUCUGACACAACAGACUAGAGAGUUUCACACAAAGAGUAUAAAGGAAAAAGCUGUUCACCUUAGUGGGCUGUUCUCAGGAGACAGUUCUGCUGAACACAAGGGUGGCUCAGUACGACGAGCAUUCCCUCCUUUGGGUGACAAGUGUCACUCAUGUGAGAGGCGUGUUUACAUGAUGGAGAGGGUCUGUGCCGAGGGGCUCUACUUCCACAGGGAGUGUUUCCGCUGUUCGACCUGCAGCUCCUCUCUGAGACAGGGCAUGCAUGCUUUCGACUCUGGACAGGGGAAACUAUACUGCAAACUUCAUUUUGAUCAGCGUAACAACGGGACAAACCUGCGGAGGACUCUCUCUCGCCACACAAAUCUUCAUAGAGCUGAAGGUCAGGAACGAUGUGUUGCUGAUGGAGAAGGCUCCCAGUCUAGCAGCACAACAGACCUGCAGAGUCAACCUGCAACAGGUACCUUCAGCUCAUUCAUAAGGAAACAGCUUAGGGGGCCCCUGAGUGUGACUCGUGCUGUGUGUAACACCCCCUGGUAUCUAUCCCGCUGUGUGCGUAGUACAGCGCAGGCCCUCACCGGCCACCUGAGGAACAACGCCCAGGACUAUACAUUUCUGUAUGAGCUACUGAGCAUGAGCUUGCCCCUGCUGUUCAUUUUACAAGAGGUACUACUACAGAUGUACAUAGAGGCUGUGCCUGAUGGGCCAAGCCCUUUGCAACCUCUGCUGCUGUGGCUGCAGGAGCAUAUUGCGCACAGGCUCAUUUAGACACGCAGCUGUUCACAUCUGACCCUGAACAAUAUUCCAAAUGUCAUUAAAUCUGUGACUGAGUUGUGCAUUAGCUGGAGUGUUCUUGUGAUAUUAUCAUUUGCAGCUGUGCACAAGCACCUUUUUAUUGUUUUUCCUUUUAUGCUGAUACUGUAGAUAGAUUUGCUCCUAGUGUGUUGGAUGUAUUUGUGCAUCAGCCAAAGAAGAAACACUGUAAGUUGCUCUUGCAACUGUCUGUAGUUUACUAGAGGGGGGCAGGACAGUUUUUCAGAUAAUGAAAGCUGCACCAGAUCAUUUUGCAGUAGGUUUGAUGUGAAAACUAUGCAGCACUAGUUGGGUUAAAAUAAGUAAAAUGCAAAGGAUAAUAGUAGUUAAAAUCCAUAUCCAAUAAAACAGGCCACAGUGAGUGAAUUAAGACUUGAGACUGUGGAAAUGUCCAAUCAUCACUGCUGUAGAAUUUAACCUGUAACAAGCUGUCUUGGAAAAUGGAUCCUGCAGUUAAAUUUCUUAACUCAGGUUACGACUGACUAACUUGAUGCACUUUAUCUUUGGAAACUGCCUUGUGGACGUAGCAGGAAACUGUCUCAUCAGAGAACAGCCUGGUCUAGUGUUAAUACUGAUCACCAGGCAUGUUUUCUCUACACUAUGCAAAUGUGCUCCUGCUAAAUGUUUUUAAAAUUUCUGUGCAGGUAUGUGUGUUGUACACACAUUUGUUUUUGUUUUUUUUAGCCCUGGCCUCUUUGUUUUCUUUAUUGAACAGUUUUUAUUGAUUUUCUGUGGAUCACACCAAAGAAUCUCUUGUUUAAUGCUGUGCUAGUUCUCCUUUGCUGCCAUCUACUGUUGACUCCUAGAAAAACCAUGAAGGCAAAAAGCAACACCCUGCCCCCUUCUCCCUGUAAAACAGAACUAAUAACUACAUGUCAAAUAGUUGAUUUAUGGAGUAUUUUCUAAUUUGCUGUAGACAAUAGAAGCUGGUGAGCAUGCUGUUUGGAUGUGCUUGCCACUCUGGCCUUAAUUUUAAAGCAUGCUGUUGGAAGAUCAAACUUCUUGACUUGACUGGAGUUGCUUUCUGUUCAAAUACACUAUCUAACACUGCUUAUGAGGCAUGGUAGACUCAGAGUAUUUUGUUUAACUUAAAAAAAAAUUGAAGUGAUAUUUGCAAAAAUAUCAGUCAUUAUUUUAAAUGUUCACAGCAUGAUGUGCUGGAUAUGCAAUAUUAUGUUUGUGCUUGGUUGUCAGCAGUGUAAUAUUUUAUGUUUAAUUGCAGAAUCUGCUCCGUGUAAUAUGUCUCAUUUACAGUGCAGUACAGGUGACAACUUAGUGUGUUUUAAAAUACCAAAGAACUGUUUGGUGCAUUUGUAUAACAUAAGUUAUGUUUGUUUAAGAAGACAGCAGUUGCCAAAGCUGUAAAAUGGACAAUGGUGUCAGCAUGCAAAUAUCUUCAUUAUGAAUGUCAGUAUUUUGUUUUGUUUUCAUAAACAUUUUCUACUUUUGUGAAUUCAGCUGUUUUUCUUUAUCAUGAUAUGAUGCAUCUUAAUCUUGUCUGUGUUUUAGAUCCUGUUUUUCUUUUCCUCCCUUCAGCUGAAGCCUUUUAUGAAGUGUGUGAAACAUCUGGAUGGUUAGGAGAAAUGACAUUUUGAAGGUGAUCACCUGCACGUGUAGUAGUUAUGUGGCUGCU
Molecule: messenger RNA, 5184 nt
Organism: Monopterus albus (swamp eel)
Lineage: Eukaryota; Metazoa; Chordata; Actinopteri; Synbranchiformes; Synbranchidae
Gene: mical2a
Product: microtubule associated monooxygenase, calponin and LIM domain containing 2a
Exons: 22
Coding region: 201-3506 (1101 amino acids)
Molecular function (GO): protein binding; FAD binding
Source: RefSeq, a predicted model, not a curated record